GGGCCGGUAGGGCAGGCAAUGAGGUCGCCGCACAGGCGGCGCCACCAGUCGUGGCGACGGUGGCGGCGCUGCGAACGCAAAUGUGCAUCCGGGGCUUUGCCUCAGCGUCAUUCCAUCGAUCGCAGGCGCGCUGCAAACAUGGCCGGCAAGGAGGGAGAUUACUACAAGGCCGACAAAAAAGAAGGCGGCUUCCUGCGGUUUCUGUACAACCCCGACACCAAAGAAGUAUUCGGCCGAACUGGCCUAAGUUGGUUUAAGAUCACCGUUUUCUACAUCAUCUUCUAUGCAUGCCUUACUGCAUUUUGGACCAUUAUGCUCAUUGUGUUCUACCAGACACUGGACACAAUAAGGCCUACAUGGGUGCUAGACGGAAGUGCUAUCGGAACAAUUCCAGGGUUGGGCUUCCGCCCGCGACCACCAGAGAAAAAUGUUGACAGCACCCUCAUCUACUUCAAGGCUGGCACCGGAGGCAACUGGAAAUACUGGGUAGAGGAUCUUCAAGAGUUUCUGAAGGACUAUGACCGGCAAGAAGCGGACGGUGAGCACCUGCGUACAUGCAGCUUCGAGCAGCCCAUUGACCCCAAAGAAAACAAGGCAUGCCGUUUCGCUCUCGAGAACAUUGCUAGCAACUGCUCCAGUGCUCAGCAGUUCGGAUACGAGUAUGGCCAACCAUGCGUCCUCCUGAAGCUCAACAGGAUUUUCGGCUGGGUACCAGAACCUUAUGACAAUGGCUCAUACCCACAGAAGCUUCCAGACAAUGUCAAGAACGACUACAACCCGAACUACGUCUACAUCACUUGCGAGGGAGAGAACGUGGCCGAUGUGGAGAGCAUGGGCCCUCUGGCGUACUUCCCCAGCAACCGCAUCGAGAAUUUCUACUUCCCGUACAAGAACACUCCGGGCUACCUGUCGCCCUUCGUGUUCGUCCAGUUCCUGCGGCCCGAGCGAGGCGUCCUCAUCAACAUGGAGUGCAAGGCGUGGGCGAAGAACAUCAAGCACGACCGCCAGGACCGCAUAGGCAGCGCCCACUUUGAGCUCAUGGUCGACUGAGCCAUCCUGCGUUUUACCACGUGUGCCCUUCGCAGUGGCACGCGCUUCUUCGUACACAAAACAUGUGUGAUGCUAGCAUCGCCGAAAAACCAGCUUCUGUCCUCUCUCCCUCCACUUUUUCAUCUAUCUCUGUUCCUUCCGCCAACCCACCACCCUUGCAAAAUCAUAAUGUACGUGUAUUAUGUGCGCUGCUCGGUUCUUGGUGCCAGUGAAGUCGGGAGAACAUUGGUGAACCCUUUUACGUUUUCGUUGUCGUUUUCACUUUUAUUUUUUAGACAGCCUCUGCAUUUCAUUGUAUUAGUGCAUUCCCGGUUAAGCCUAUAAUAUAAAGAACUAGUCUGCUGCCACUUUUCUUUUAUUUCCCCUUCAGUCACAGUUCAUUGCUACUUAUCGUUCCGCUGGCACUGUCUCGACGGGUCAACAAGAGAGGCAUCUGUUUCGAAAGCGUUUCAGAGCUCCACCACUUCCUUUUCGCUUUCGCUUAUUCAGAGGCAGCUCUUUUCCACGGACAUUCCAGAGAACUGCAGCAGCGCGUCUGCGAUCCUUAUCACUUUAUUUUUUUUUCUUCAUUGCUCCCCUCUUACCUUCUCGUACGCUGCUGCCGCUUCUCUAUCGUAGUUGUUGCAUAUUUCAUAUAGGUUGUUGGGUCGCAAUUCACUGCCCGAUUGUUCUUAUAUUUUCUUUUUCUUUUUUUUUUCAGUUUUUGAGAUUUAGAUGUAAAAAGAAAGUCGACACUGCAAGGAGUGUCAGUUGUUUUUCAAAGUCGUGGGUUUUCCCCCCUUCUGUCACUCCCCGCAUGUACUGAGACGUGCGGGGUCGCGCCGCCAAGUGGAUCUCUCGAGCAAACUUUAAAAAAGUCACAAGGGUUUGCACGUGCGGGGAUUUUCGUGGCACAUAAUGUUAGGCUAGAAUUUCUCUCGCUUGCCCCUGUAGCAACCUCGCGCAUAGUUCCAGACACAUAGGCAUUCAUUUGAAACGGUGCCGGAAUGCCGCGUUUGGGAGUCUUUGCCGAGCCACUGAAGAAAAAAAAAACGCCACACAUGCACCGCUGCCGUUCUUUAACACAACCCGGUGACAGACCCUCUAGUUUGUGAUAGCUUGUUCUAGGAUGAUGAGUUGUUUGCCACCAGGCAAAAUGGGUACUAUCUGCCAGGCUGGCACAAACGUGCCACAUCCGAGGAGGUAGCAGUGGUUGUUAUUUCAAGCCCUUGAAAAGGUGCCACAGUGAAGUCUGAGGUGUGGAGGCGAAGUCAGCGCAUUUGCAAUUGUGUGUUCUUGGCACAGUUGGACUGCAGAGAAACAGGCUCAUGCACACUCGGGCGCAGCUGUGAUGUUGAGAAAGCUCUUGUUGUCGAGGCAGCCCUUCAAGAUUUUUUUUCUUUAUCCGUUGCGCGUGUGCUGGUGUUGUCACUGUAGAAAUGUGCCCAACACACUGUGACAGGGGAUUACCUUGUACGUACGCUAUUGCUUGGAAGAGUAAAAGUUAUUGACACUU
Molecule: messenger RNA, 2545 nt
Organism: Rhipicephalus sanguineus (brown dog tick)
Lineage: Eukaryota; Metazoa; Arthropoda; Arachnida; Ixodida; Ixodidae
Gene: nrv3
Product: sodium/potassium-transporting ATPase subunit beta
Exons: 6
Coding region: 19-1050 (343 amino acids)
Biological process (GO): intracellular potassium ion homeostasis; sodium ion export across plasma membrane; potassium ion import across plasma membrane
Cellular component (GO): sodium:potassium-exchanging ATPase complex
Molecular function (GO): ATPase activator activity
Source: RefSeq, a predicted model, not a curated record